CGUCACACAUUAAAUAUGGCGGCGCUCCGAGGACUUUCACGGUUGCAUUAAAGAGCUGAUUUCAACGAUAAACGCUGAACUUGAUAUGCAGUAUUUAUGUGAAAGUCUGCUGGAUUAAACUAAAAUCGAAUACAAUGGGAUUGGAGCGUCUGCUGUGUGGGCUGUCGCGGUUUUAUUCCGGACAGCUCGCACUCGUUAAUGUUCAACACAAAGUCAACUUGUUUGGAAAAGCGUCCACAUCGACUCAGACUUCACCGAGUGCCGUCCUGUCCAAGUGGGUCACAUGUAUUCCUGGUCUCAGCCGUGGGAUAUGCGUCCACACAAGCCGUCACGCCACUCUCAAACAGCUGACAGCCCGCCGCGGCCUCUCCACCUCCAGCCAGCCUUCCAAAGAUGUCACCCUGUUCGAGCACGACAAGACGCGCUUCUUCCGGCUCCUAUCACUCUUCUGUGGCGGACAGGUCGUCUUCUGGACGUGCAUGGCUCACUUCGCCUUCACCGGGCUUAGAAACACUGGGGGCGCUUCAGAUAAAGGGAAAGCCAAGGCGCAAACCACCACCACCACAGGGCUGGCUGGGAUGUGGAGUUUUGAGAUGAACCUAGGAUCGAACACCUGGAGGUACGGCUUCACCCUCGGAUGCCUGGCUAUAGGCGCAGUGAUCGUGAGCGUCGGGACUCUAUUUUGCCGUCGUUCUGUCAGCAAGGUGGUUUUACACCGGGGAGGGAAGAUGGUGACAGUUUGCACACAGUCACCCUUGGGUCCAGACCUAGGGCAGAAAAUCACAGUCCCACUGUCUGAGGUUGCCUGUCACGCCCAUAGACAGGAGUCCCAUUCAUUCAUCCCGCUCAGGGUCAAAGGACACAAGUUCUACUUUCUCCUGGACAAAGACGGGACUGUGAACAACUCCAGGCUAUUUGAUGUCACCGUUGGGGCAUAUCGGUCAUUUUAAUAACUGUUUGGUGGACUGGUCAUCAGAUCUAAUUUUGCAAUAACAUGACAGUUGUAUGAUUAUCUCCUCACCUAAAUAAAAAUAAAUCUUCCACACUG
Solea senegalensis (Senegalese sole) is the source of this 1048-nucleotide messenger RNA. It is a transcript of the gene tmem223, whose product is annotated as transmembrane protein 223. The coding region runs from base 135 to 950 and encodes 271 amino acids. Gene Ontology annotation, biological process: nervous system development. The transcript has a single exon. Gene Ontology annotation, cellular component: mitochondrion. Lineage: Eukaryota; Metazoa; Chordata; Actinopteri; Pleuronectiformes; Soleidae. The record is from RefSeq and is a predicted model, not a curated record.